AUGGACCAAGUAAAUGACUCUGUGGUAACUGGAUUUGUGUUACUAGGACUUGCUCAAUCCUUGGAAAUGCAGUUUUUUCUUUUCCUCUUUUUCUCUUUAUUUUAUAUGGGAAUUAUUCUAGGAAAUCUCUACAUUGUGUUCACAGUGAUUUUUGAUUAUCACUUCCACUCUCCCAUGUAUGUUCUUCUGGCCAACUUAUCAAUCAUUGACUUGGGCCUUUCAUCUACCACAGUCCCUAGAAUCAUCUUUGAUCUUUUCACUGAAUAUAAAGUAAUUUCCUUCCACAGCUGCAUGACACAGAUUUUCUUUAUCCACGUUAUGGGAGGAGUUGAAAUGGUUUUACUCAUAGUAAUGGCAUAUGACAGGUAUACAGCCAUCUGUAAGCCUCUCCACUAUCUAACUAUUAUGAAUAAUAAAAUGUGCAUGCUUUUGGUAAUCUCUGCAUGGAUCAUUGGGGUGAUUCAUGCUAUAUUUCAGUUUGUCUUUGUCAUAAAUUUACCUUUCUGUGGCCCCAAUAAUGUAGGGAGCUUUUAUUGUGAUUUUCCUAGGGUUAUUAAACUUGCAUGCAUGAACACAUAUAGACUAGAAUUCAUAGUCACUGCCAACAGUGGCUUUAUAUCAAUGGGCACCUUCUUUUUUUUAAUUAUGUCCUACAUCUUUAUUCUGAUCACUAUCCGGCAACAUUCUUCCAAAGAUUUAUCAAAAGCAUUUCUAACUUUGUCAGCUCACAUCACUGUAGUGGUUUUAUUCUUUGCUCCAUGCAUGUUUCUUUAUGUGUGGCCUUUUCCGACUAAGUCACUGGAUAAAUUUUUUGCCAUUGUAGACUUUGUUGUCACCCCUGUCUUAAAUCCUGUCAUAUAUACUUUAAGGAAUAAAGAUAUGAAGUUGGCAAUGAGAAGGCUGAGUUCACGGGUUAUAAAUUCUAGGGAAGUGACUAAGUAG
Messenger RNA from Fukomys damarensis (Damara mole-rat), 942 nucleotides. RefSeq names its product olfactory receptor 4F6-like. The record is from RefSeq and is a predicted model, not a curated record. The transcript has a single exon. Gene Ontology annotation, molecular function: G protein-coupled receptor activity; olfactory receptor activity. Gene Ontology annotation, cellular component: membrane. Bases 1 to 942 code for a protein of 313 amino acids. Gene Ontology annotation, biological process: G protein-coupled receptor signaling pathway. Lineage: Eukaryota; Metazoa; Chordata; Mammalia; Rodentia; Bathyergidae.